Molecule: messenger RNA, 3252 nt
Organism: Cercopithifilaria johnstoni
Lineage: Eukaryota; Metazoa; Nematoda; Chromadorea; Rhabditida; Onchocercidae
Source: the annotation of a GenBank genome assembly
AUGCAAGCUGGAUCAGUAUGGGCUAUUCUUGCUGUUAGCCAAAUUACAACAAAGACAAGUUUCAUACAACGAAACGCAGUGUCAAUAACGGUCUCAUUUAUCACUUUAACAUUUCCAAAUUUUUUCGAUCUCAUAAGUAAAAUGGAGCGAUAUCAUCCACGAACUGCUCUUCGAAUACAAUUAGGAAGGGUUUUAUUCCUCUAUAUAUUGAAUUAUUAUACUCUUAUCAUUUCAUUAAUGUUUAUGUUAAAUACAAUGGAAAGUCAGCGAAAUGUUGAUGAACGUCUUAUUCCGGUUACACAAUAUUCCGUUCAUCAUCCAAAUAAAGCGCCGAUUUACAACAUUUCCUACAAUCAAAUCAUUAAACAACGGACUGGCCGUCAAGUGAUAUUCGAUUUUCCAUCUGUAGCAUCAUCACUUUUCAAUCGUAGUAAAUUUAGUGACAUUCCAACGACACCAUCUCCUGGUAAAUUAUGGACAACUGUUUUUCCAAACUUUGGUCCACUUGGCAUUACAAAUCCGAAAGCUGUUGUGACUGAAAAUCGGCGUGGUAUAAUGAAUGCAAGUACUUUUAUCGCAUACCCGAUAGGUAAUAACGAUUGGACUAAAAAUAUUUCCGCUCAACCGACAGUUUUAAAUUAUUCCACAACCGUACAAGCGGUUCUGUCGGCAGCACGCCUAUCCACGGAUUGGUAUGAAGAAUGUUGGGAAAAUCUCAUUGGAGAGGAAAUAACAAAGUUGGUGACGACUGAUUUAGUGAUGACAAUUGCAUCUAUUUUGGUGAUCGAUUUUUUUCGAGCUCUUUGGGUUCGCUACACCAAUAUUUGGUGGUUUUGGAAUUUAGAAACAACUUUCCCGGAAUAUGGUGAAUUCAAAGUUGCGGAAAAUGUGCUGCAUCUAGUAAAUAAUCAAGGAAUGAUAUGGCUGGGAUUAUUUUUCGUUCCUAUGUUACCAGCUAUUAAUAAUAUCAAAUUAAUCAUUCUAAUGUAUAUUAGAGGUUGGGCCGUAAUGACUUGUAAUGUACCAGCCCGGCAAAUAUUCCGUGCGUCCAGAUCAAGUAAUUUUUAUUUGAUGCUGUUGUUGCUUAUGUUGUUUCUUUGCACUCUUCCGGUAGGUUACGUAAUCGCUUCGAAGAAACCAUCCAAGAUAUGCGGUCCAUUUGCAAGUCAAAAACGUUUCUACAGUGUAAUUGUGCAAUUGCUUGAUCGUAAUUUAACGAAAGGUCUUGUUGAUGCGAUCAGAUAUAUGAUAUCACCCGGUAUUGUUAUUCCAGUUUUAUUGCUUCUCCUUUUAACUAUAUAUUUCCUGUUUGCUUUAGUACGUGGCCUACGUGAAGCAAAUACUGAUCUCACCAAGCAGUUAUUACAUGAGAGGACAGAAGAGAAAAAGAGAAUAUUUGAAUUGGCAGGUGGAAAGAAACGUUUGGCUGCCAACAAUAAUGAACUUUCACGUUCUCCUUUACUUCCCAAAAAAUCAACUGAUAGUACAAACGUAAAGAAUAAAAUUAGUAGUUAUACGGAUGACGAAAUUUCAGCAGAUAAAUCGUAUAAACGAAGUAAUAGGGAUUUACGCAGUUACGUUCCUUCACUGAAAAGUGUUAGUGAAGCGGAACAUUCGGAAUCAGAUGAAGAAGAACCGGAACAGAAGCUAAAAGAGCAGCAAGAAAAUGAUGAAAAAUCUGAAAUAGCUGAAAUAAAACGUAGUUGGAAGCAAAAAAUUAUGACUUGGCUUGGUUUGGAUAAGAAGCCGAAGAGACCAAGAAAACUUCGGCUAAGAUAUGAUCACAAUGAUAUUGAAGCAGGCAAUGGAUCAUUUAUGUCUGGCAAAAAAUCCACCUCAAAAUCUGCAACAUCAGAUGAUCAGCGUUCAAUAACAUCGAUUACCGAAUCAUUCUUGCAUAGCAGUCCAUCAUCAGAAAAGCUUAUAGAAGAAGAGGAAGGUGAAAUAAAGAGUGAUCGAAGUGUUACGUCUACUGCUAAAAAUAGUAUAGAGCAAGACCGAAAGCGGAUAAUAUCACAACAAACAUUUGGAGUUCAUGAAACUUUGAUGGAAAAAACUGUCUCAUUGUUAGAGCCUACAAAUGAUGAUGGCAGCGAUGAUUCACCCCAUGAAUCGCCAAAAGAAGUUGAAAAUCGAGGAUAUGAUUCUUCUGAUUUGUCAGAUCCACGUUUCUCUUACGCUGAUCCAUAUAGCAGUUAUGCAAAUGCGAUGAUGUCACCUUUAAUGGAAAUGCAGACAUUAUCACCGGCAAUAUAUUCUGAAAAUGAAAUAGAAGCGGAAGAUGAAUUUGAUGAAGGCAAUGGAGUAACUCAACAUCUAGAAGAUUAUAAUAGAAUGGAUAAGCCUGAAAAAAUUAGCCAUGAAGAAGGCCUAGAUGGAAAAUCGAAUGUAAGACAAAAAGUUGAACAAGAUGAAAUCAGGCCAAAUAAUGCAAGUAUCAUCGUCCAUCCCGAAAUACAUAUUCCGGCAAUGAUUUCUGACAUUGAUGUGGAGCACGAAAAGGAAAUAAAUCAAAGUUUGAAAAUGAAAGAGAUCAAUCAGCAAAUUAAAUUGGGUAAAGUGGAGGCUCGAGUUUUUCUUCGGGAAGCAAAGCCAAAAUCGCACCAUUCAGAAACAGUGCAAAGCCCACAUACAGCUAGUGAUUCAGAAUCUCGAAUGAUUGUUGCUGGUAAAGAUCCAAGAUUAUAUUAUACUGAUUCAGAAUGUGUUACAUCACAUGGCAAACAUUUUCAAAGGUACAAAAAACCAAUCCAUUAUGCUAUACCAUAUUAUUCACGAGUGGCAAAUACGCAGGAGGAUCAUCAAACCGAUAUUUUAGUGCAGCAAUUUUUGAUGCGUGUUAAUAUUAGUGAAAAUCGCUCCGGAAUCCUUCCGGAUCGUUCGUCAUCCCAUCAACCUUUGCCAUCAUUACCUGAACAUCAUACACAUGAAGCACAAUCUGCAAUGAAUAAAGUUCAGCAUACCUUAAAUCAGCUACCGUUGCCAUCUAAUGAAACUAGCCAAAUUUGUAAACAUACACUUCAUGUUCCUUGUGGUCAACCAUAUGGACCAUAUCCGGCAGGUGAAUGUUAUCCGUGUUCACCACCUCCAGGGUAUUAUCCACGGUCGUGUUAUCAACGAUGCUGUAAUGAUAUUAGUGGUGUCAAUGAUGAUAAUGAUGAUGACAAUAAUAUUAAUGAUGAUGAUUACAGCGAUGUUGAUGUUAAAGAUGACGGCAUGGAACGUGGUGAUGAUACUAAAAACAUACUCUAA